AUGGUGGACGACCCAGGCAGCGGUCUCGAACUUCAGUGGCUUGUGCAGCAUGCCGUGCUCGCAGAAGCAGGGCCGGUUAUAAAAGCCCAUAUGGAAUCACUUGCAGAUCGCAUGAAGACCCUAGAGGAUCUGCUGCGCAAACAAGGCUUACAACAACCAACUGCCGACCGGAAUCUCAAAUCGAACGGAUCAAACGAGCAGAAUCAGCUGAAAGGAACGGCACAAAGGACCCCGCCUUCGACGACCGAGAAUAGUGAGGCAGUCGAGACUGGGUUCGCCCCUGACGCACACAUUGUUCCUACUGAAAGCGUAACAUUUGAAUCCGACGAGAUGCAGCAUCCUCGCGUGCAAUCUGUGUGUUCCAGCGGUAGCCCACUUUCAACGGCAUCUAGUGAUGGAAUUCUGGCCCAUAUACUUUCCACUCAGGGUCACUGGACCUACGAUGACUUGACUGGAAGGCUCCGAUACUUUGGACCGACUACUAACUUCCAUAUCUACUCCGCCAUGAGCACCUGGCCUCGCUCUCUGGAGUGUCGGGACCAGGAGAGAUAUGGUCUCUUUGCGCUAAGAGACAUUCCUCAACAGACGCAAGACUAUCUUCUGGACCUGUACUGGACAUACUACAAUAGCGUUCUGUUCGUUGUCCACAAAGAAGCAUUCUUGAACGACAUGAGGCAAAGACAGAAUACUCAUUACAGCGCCUUCCUACACCUUACCCUCCUCGCCAUGGGGAUGCGCUUCGCUGAUACUAGUCUGCCCCUAGUCAGCGAUCUCCUAGGAUCGGGCAAGGAGACCAAAAUCCAGAGGGAAGCCCGGCGCUUGGUCGAUUUCGAACUUUCGUCGCCUGGGGGCCUGCCCAGUAUCCAGGCCUUGCUGAUUCUAGGAGAUUUGGAGAAUGCUACCGGAAGGGACAGCAGUGGAUGGAUGUACUCUGGUAUGGCAUGUCGGCUGGCGAUUGACGUAGGACUAAACCUUGACUGCACGAUGAUCGACCUGCCCAAGGUCACCGUGCAAGUGCGACAUAUGGUGCUCUGGGCAUGUGUCACCUACGAUACGUACUGGGCUUUAUUCCUGGGUCGCCCGACGGUGAUCAAGGGCUCUGAUCUAGGAAGCAACCAGCUGUCACGCAGUAUGGAACUCAUGGCGGAAGCUCUCGACUCGCUUGAUGGGGAAAUAUAUCGGUAUUUGCUCCAGUUAAUGGAGUUCGCCAGGCGGAUGACCGAAAUCUUCGAGGUUGGUGCUUUCCGGAUAGAUGUGAAGGCUUACCUCGCGAUGGCUGCGUUGGAUCGAAAACUCAACGAGUGGUAUUCAAACCUUCCGGAUCAUCUCAAGUGGAGACCGGUAAAUAUUCAGAACGCGCCUGCGGGUUUCCUUUUGUUACAUCAACAGUUUUAUGCACUUUUGAUUCUGCUACAUCGGCCGUUCGCCAAUUAUGGCCACCCGGAAGCAAGUAGAGUGCCUUCGUCAGAUGAUGCACCUCCGUAUCCCGAGAUCAACGAGCUCUCCAUUCUGUCGCGCAAAGUGUGUUUUGACAACUCGAUCCGGCUCGCGAGGAUCUUCAAGUAUUAUUACUCCAGAUUUCAGGGUAGCCAGAUGUUCAUCACUGGCCUGGAUCACGCUGGGACGGCGGCAACAGCCCUGAUUGCAGGUAUAGCGAGCUUACAGGACCCCGCUGAGCGUACUGUCCCACUUCGUUAUCUCCAGGCCAUGAGAGAUGCUAUGAGGAGCAUGGGUUCCAUCUACAAGGCCGCAGACAGGAUGGCCAAUGUUCUGGACAAGAUUUUCGAAGACCCUGGCUGGGCUGAAGGGCCAAAAUUGCUCUUUUCAGGACCACAAACUUCCCAAAUGAGUCAAAUUCGAGGCUCGCCCACGUCUCUGAAGCGGAAGAGCACGUUUUCGCAGGACGACGUACAACCGCCGCAAGCACAUAGACAGCGCGUCCAAGGCUCAAGCCCCAGGCACCCCCGCCACGGGCCGAUCAACACAAGCACCUCCAACACUACCAAGAGGUAUUACAGGGCGCCCACUAUGGAUCGAGAUCCCGGGUUUGGGCUUGAUUCGGUCGUGACGUCCAACAACUGGAGCUUGGGCACCUUUCCUACUAUGGGCACAAAAUGGCCAACAGAUAUGGGCGGCUUGAAUCUCACUGACCCACUGUUUUUCGACGACGAUUUUCUCAACGUCGACCACAUAUCCAACGACAUACUCAGCCAAGAUAAUGGGCCGGACGUUGCCAUAUUAGAUGAUGACGCCAACAUAGUGCCCGCUCCUAUACCCUCCCUCGACUCGAGUGACACUCCCCACCUAACCGGGCGCCAUUCCGGGGUUGAUACGUUGAACGGUAUUAUCGCAGCUCCUUCAGAUCAGGUUGUGGAAGGCCCUGUGUCGCCAAUACCUUAUUGGCCCUCUCGUCCACCACCCAAUCGACAUCCCUCAAUGUCGGACUAUCGCAAAAGCGUGAAUUGGAUGUGA
Molecule: messenger RNA, 2472 nt
Organism: Exophiala oligosperma
Lineage: Eukaryota; Fungi; Ascomycota; Eurotiomycetes; Chaetothyriales; Herpotrichiellaceae
Exons: 5
Coding region: 1-2472 (823 amino acids)
Biological process (GO): DNA-templated transcription
Molecular function (GO): DNA binding; zinc ion binding
Source: RefSeq, a predicted model, not a curated record